UCACUACAUAGGGCAUUAAGCCUAUAAAAUACUCUUAGAAAGAGAAACUGGUGUAAAUAAACACUUUAUAUUUUUCGUUCUUGUUUCAUCCAGUAGUAAUAUUUCUCCGUGAUCAAAUUGUUUCAAACCAAAAGUAAAAAAGAAAAAGGAAAAAUGGCCGCAGCUGCUACACCUCCUCCUGUUGCUGCUGAUGCUUCCUCUUCUUCUUCACCUUUGACUUUGGCUUCUUCGGCAUGUGAAUCGAAGGAAGUAGCAGUGAACGAAGGACAGUAUCAGGAACAACAAAAGCAAGACGGAAUUAAAGAGUGCUUGCACAAGACUAAGCCAAUCCAGUUCUUAGGUCGUACUACGCCUAUUAUUCUCCAAAACGACAAUGGACCUUGCCCCCUCCUUGCCAUCUGUAAUAUUCUCCUUUUAAGGAACAAUUUGAGCCUGAGUGCUGAUAUAGCUGAAGUUUCACAGGAGAAAUUGCUUUCACUGGUAGCUGACCGCCUGAUUGAUUCUAACAGUAAUGUCAAUAAUAAAGAUGCAGGGUAUGUAGAAAACCAACAGCAGAAUAUUGCAGAUGCUAUUGAUUUACUUCCGCGCCUUGCUACAGGGAUUGAUGUGAAUAUUAAAUUCAGGAGAAUAGAUGACUUUGAGUUCACUCCAGAGUGUGCCAUAUUUGAUCUGCUUGAUAUUCCCCUUUAUCAUGGUUGGAUAGUUGAUCCCCAGGACUAUGAAACUGCUAGUGCCAUUGGGUCAAAAUCCUAUAAUGCUAUUAUGGGGGAGCUUGUCGCAUUGGAAACUCGAAAUAUGGAGAUUUCACGCAAAAACAACUCUGAAGAUUGUGUGGAUUUUGCUGCUGCAACAACUGCCACUUUAGGAGUUCCCUCUCCCUGCCUGUCAAAAACAAGAUCUUUUGAUGAUUCUCCUCGUUCUGUUUCUGACCAGCAAAGCUUAAGAAAAGGGGAUCUUGAGGAGGAAGCAGAGCUAAUGAUAGCCUUGAAAUUAUCAGAGGCUGAAUUGCCAACCUCAAAUGGUGAUCCUGGCAGUUUAGAUAUAAGAUCGUGUUCAAACAACCCUGUUUCUGUAGAUUCUGUAGAUAAACAAGAGGGGGACGGAAGUGCUGAACAUCAGAACUUGCACCAGCAUGAACCAUCCGGAAGUGCUGAACAUCAGAACUUGCACCAGCAUGAACCAUCCUUUUCAGAUAAUUGCAUUUCCUUGAGCAAUAAUAGUGUUGGUAAGACGUGUUUUCAGACCGUCUCAAAAGAAGAGUUGCUAAAGACUGAUGGAAUUAAUCAGGAUCAGUCAUUUUAUGUUAAAUCUGGGGAUAUUACCCUUUCUAAUGAUGUGGUCGAGGAGAAAAAUGUUGAAACAAUGGUUGUUAAGGGGAGUAGUGCUGAUGAAUUGCUCCAGAUUGAAAAUGCAGUUACCACUUCUCUUGCAAAAAAUACUGCUUCUGCAGAUGGAAAAAAUACUGAAAUUUCACAAGGGGGUGGAAAUAUUGAGAUACAAUCCACAUCUGCAACUGAUGCUCUUGACAUUCCAGAUAAUGUGAAUGGUUGUGACACGACUGAAGAAUCAUCCGUGUCUUUACAGAAUGCUGGUUCAGAUUCAUCUAGUGGCAGAAUACAUCAUUUAGAUGUGCCUGAAGUGUUCACUUCUAGUCUUGAUGGAAGUGAACCGAUAUAUGAAGGUGAGGACUGCAUAUUAGAUUCAAUAACAACAACAUAUCAAGACCGGGAGCCUAUAUAUGAAGGUGAGGUAGUUCUUGCAAAACAAGCUGGCAAAACAGCUGUGGAGGACUCCGAUAUGAGGUCUAAAGAUGAAAUCACUCUGCAGCAAGGGGAGUUGAUUGGAAACUUCUUGAAGAACAAUGCCAGUCAGUUGACCUUUUAUGGGCUUUUUUGCUUACAAGAUGGUCUUAAAGAACGAGAGCUUUGUGUUUUCUUUCGUAAUAAUCAUUUCAGCACCAUGUUUAAGUAUGACGGUGAACUUUAUCUUUUAGCUACUGACCAAGGCUAUCUAAAUCAGCCUGAUUUGGUGUGGGAGAAACUAAAUGAGGUCAAUGGAGACACACUAUUUAUGACUGGCAACUUCAAAGAAUUCAAGGUGGAUAGUCAUACCAAUGGUGCUUGGGAUCAACAAAAUGCUAUGGCUAGUACGGCUGACUAUAUUGCCCGCAUUGAUAAUGCAGCACAAGGUGGAUUGGAUAUAACCUCAGAUUUACAGCUCGCAAUAGCUUUACAACAACAGGAGUUUGAACAACAGCCACAGCGUCAGAAUGUGCAGCAACCUCCGGUUGUUGGUGGUUCAAGAUUAGUAACAGGUCCCCAGGUGCCAAGAAACAGCGGAAGGAACCCGUCAUCUUCAAUGCCAAGGCAAGAUGCAAAAUCAAAAGAAAAGUGUAUUGUGAUGUGAGGUUGGUUGGUUUUUAAAGCAUCAUUCAGGAAGAGUCUUGGAACUGUAAAUAAUGAUAUGUGUCUUGUGGUUCAAUUGGUAUUUCAACACUACUAAUAAAACCCUUGAUUAACCGCAUACAUACUGUGAUUUUAGAUGAGGGAAGUAAUUUACUGUAAAAAGUGGGGAAGUACAGGGGGCAAAAUUAUAUCAUCAGUCCACGGCUGCAACAUAUAUAGAUGAUUGAUAAAUCAAAUGGAAGUUGGGUGGUCCCAAUUACAAGGAAGGCAGGUUGAGCAUGGUUAUUGGUAUUUAUGUGAUUGGAAUAGGUGUGUGUGGAAACAGGAGAAGCCCUGGGGAACAAUAAAUUGAGAUGAGGGAUUUGGGACAGGGUGGGGGAGUGAUGGUGAGGUAGCGUAAAACAAAUUGACAGACAGCAUUAGGGAUUUAAGUUUUGAAAGAAAAGAGUGGGAUGGAUGGGAUGAUGAUAUAUAAAUGCAGGUGUAGGGUGGUUUGAUCUCUUUCUCUCUCUGUGCCUCUGGUCAAAACUCGAUUUUCAUCUUCCAACUGGUCAAACAUCAAUUGGCUUGUUGUAGUGUCAGGGCCGACCAUUGGUUUUGGGCCUUAUCUUCUUAAAAUUGACUUAUCACUGGACGCCAUGAGCGACAACAAUAUAUACAUAUCAUAAGAGAAUGUUCAAUUUAUAUUUUUCUAAUUUUAUAUAUUACUAUUUAUAUUUUGAGAAA
Gossypium raimondii (Peruvian cotton) is the source of this 3131-nucleotide messenger RNA. RefSeq lists its product as uncharacterized. The transcript is spliced from 12 exons. Gene Ontology annotation, cellular component: cell periphery; cytosol. Lineage: Eukaryota; Viridiplantae; Streptophyta; Magnoliopsida; Malvales; Malvaceae. Bases 154 to 2406 code for a protein of 750 amino acids. The record is from RefSeq and is a predicted model, not a curated record. Gene Ontology annotation, molecular function: K48-linked deubiquitinase activity; cysteine-type carboxypeptidase activity; cysteine-type deubiquitinase activity. Gene Ontology annotation, biological process: protein K48-linked deubiquitination.